Messenger RNA from Grus americana (Whooping crane), 672 nucleotides. RefSeq names its product homeobox protein not2-like. Bases 1 to 672 code for a protein of 223 amino acids. The record is from RefSeq and is a predicted model, not a curated record. NCBI's taxonomy places the organism in Eukaryota, Metazoa, Chordata, Aves, Gruiformes, Gruidae. Gene Ontology annotation, molecular function: DNA binding; DNA-binding transcription factor activity, RNA polymerase II-specific. Gene Ontology annotation, biological process: neuron differentiation; central nervous system development; regulation of DNA-templated transcription. The transcript has 3 exons.
AUGCCGGCCCCGGCCCCGCCGCCCCCCGCCCGGCCCGGCCAGGCUUUCACGAUCGCGGCGCUACUGGGACGCGCCUCCCCCCCUCCCCCGCCGCCGCCCCCGCCGCCGUUCUGGGGGCCCCCCCCGGCUCCCGGCCCCGCCGCCGCCCGGGUCCUGCUGCCGCCGCCGCCGCCGCCCGCCGCCCCCCGGCCCCGCUGCACCGGCUGCUGCGGGGUCCCGCCCGCCUGGGCCGCCCGGCUGGGGGCAACAGGCUUCCUGAUCUCCAAGUGCUGCUUCCCCAUCUUCAAGGCCAAGAUCGGCAAAGCCAAGCGAGUCCGGACCAUCUUCACCAGUGACCAGCUGGCCCGUCUGGAGAAGGAGUUUGCACGGCAGCAGUACAUGGUGGGCACGGAGAGGUGCCUGCUCGCCUCUUCCCUGCACCUCACUGAAGAGCAGGUGAAAGUCUGGUUCCAAAACCGGAGGAUCAAGUGGAGGAAACAAAGCCUGGAACAGCAACAAGCCAAACUGGCCAAAAUGGGUUUGGCCACCCCUCAGAGGAGCCCUGACUCACAGACCCACCACGGUGAGGAGGACAAGGACUUCCCAGUGGAGUUGGAGGGUGGCCAGGAGGACACGGUCUCCUCCCCAGGCUCAGGGGCAGCACCUGCACAGACUGUGGCAAAGCGCUGCUGA